AUGUCUGGCCUGAUCCUCAACCCGAAGCCCUUCCUCGCUGGCCUCACGGGCAAGGCCGUCGUCGUCAAGCUCAAGUGGGGCAUGGAGUACCAGGGCGACCUGGUCUCGGUCGACUCGUACAUGAACCUCCAGCUCGCCAACACGGACGAGUUUGUCGGAGGCGCCAAGACGGGCCACCUCGGCGAAGUGCUCAUCCGCUGCAACAACGUGCUCUAUGUGCGGGGCGCGCCCGAAGACGCCAAGCAAGGCUAG
Messenger RNA from Saprolegnia diclina VS20, 252 nucleotides. Its product is annotated as small nuclear ribonucleoprotein F. Gene Ontology annotation, molecular function: RNA binding. Gene Ontology annotation, cellular component: catalytic step 2 spliceosome; U1 snRNP. The record is from RefSeq and is a predicted model, not a curated record. Gene Ontology annotation, biological process: mRNA splicing, via spliceosome; spliceosomal snRNP assembly. Bases 1 to 252 code for a protein of 83 amino acids. Lineage: Eukaryota; Oomycota; Saprolegniomycetes; Saprolegniales; Saprolegniaceae. The transcript is spliced from 2 exons.